UCGGUUGAGCAUUCUGACCGGCCAUUGCAAACGACAGGUCAAGAUAGAAUGAAGGCUGCUUCCUUGCUAGCUCCCAUAACCAAGAGAUUAAAAGGAAAGGUGGCACUGAUUACCGGCGGUGCAGCAGGAAUCGGCGAGAGCACUGCAAGGUUAUUCGUUCGUCAUGGCGCUAAGGUUGUGGUUGCCGACGUACAGGAUGAGCUGGGCCGAGCUGUCUGUAACGACAUUGGUUCGGAGGAGACCAUCUGCUAUGCUCACUGCGAUGUCAGCAGAGACGCUCAUGUCAGAGAUGCCGUGGACAUGUCAGUCUCCAAGUAUGGAAAGCUUGAUAUCAUGUUCAAUAAUGCAGCCAUCCCUGGGAAGAGCAGCAAGGAAAUCUUAAGCACAGACAACGAAGACUUCAAGAGGGUAGUGGAUGUUAAUCUCUACGGUGCGUUCUUGGGUGCCAAACAUGCUGCAAGGGUGAUGGUUCCCUUGAAGAGAGGAAGCAUUCUCUUCACUUCCAGUGUGGCAUCGGUCGUCAAUGGUGAGACUCCACACGCUUAUUCAGCCACCAAGCACGCUGUGGUGGGCUUGACGAAGAAUCUGUGCGUGGAGCUGGGACGAUAUGGGAUAAGAGUUAAUUGCAUCUCUCCCUAUGGAGUGGUCACGGGAAUGCUACGCAAGGUGAUGGCUGAACUGGGGUUCACAGAAGAGGAGAAGGUGGAGGAGUUGGUGUCUCGCUCGACUGUCCUCAAGGGUGUCAAGGUUACAGCUGAGGACAUGGCCGAGGCGGCACUGUACUUGGCCAGCGAUGAAGCUCGUUAUGUCAAUGGGCUCAACCUUAUUGUUGAUGGGGGUUAUAGCACCACCAAUCCAUCUUUCUCUUCUGCCAUCGCUCAAUCUUUUGCUUGAUGUAUCAGUAUUUCUUUCCUUUUCUCUCUAUCUUGAUUGUUCUUUGAAUGUUAGGUUGUUAAAUGCUAGCUACUACACUAAGGCCCAGUUGGCUUUGGCUUUUGUGAGUUAUUUGUCCUAUCAAAGUAUUGACAAUUCCCCCAA
Molecule: messenger RNA, 1038 nt
Organism: Nelumbo nucifera (sacred lotus)
Lineage: Eukaryota; Viridiplantae; Streptophyta; Magnoliopsida; Proteales; Nelumbonaceae
Product: short chain aldehyde dehydrogenase 1-like
Molecular function (GO): oxidoreductase activity, acting on the CH-OH group of donors, NAD or NADP as acceptor
Source: RefSeq, a predicted model, not a curated record